Nicrophorus vespilloides is the source of this 3056-nucleotide messenger RNA. It is a transcript of the gene Med, whose product is annotated as mothers against decapentaplegic homolog 4. Gene Ontology annotation, molecular function: I-SMAD binding; DNA-binding transcription factor activity, RNA polymerase II-specific; RNA polymerase II cis-regulatory region sequence-specific DNA binding. The record is from RefSeq and is a predicted model, not a curated record. Gene Ontology annotation, cellular component: heteromeric SMAD protein complex. Bases 607 to 2385 code for a protein of 592 amino acids. Lineage: Eukaryota; Metazoa; Arthropoda; Insecta; Coleoptera; Silphidae. Gene Ontology annotation, biological process: regulation of transcription by RNA polymerase II; BMP signaling pathway; anatomical structure morphogenesis. The transcript is spliced from 10 exons.
UUGAGGUUGCUAGGUGUAGCGGAGGUUGCAGAUACCUAAAUUGUUGGAACGCCGCUUAGUGGUGUAGGUAGAACUAUUCAGGAUUAACAUGCGAGUUGUUCCCCCCUUGCAUACCCGUUGUGUUCCAUCGCCAGCUUCUGCUGCUCGUUAAAUGCAAAUGGCAAAUAUCAAAUAGUCUUGAUUUUGCUUAGAAAUACAGAUCAGUUUUCGUUUUCAAUAAUGGUCGGCAUCUCAUACACCGGCAAUCUUUAUACGGGAGUGCCGACGCAAGAAGUGUAUAAAUAAAACAACCUAUUAUUGAUUAGAAUGAUAUAUUUAUAGUGUGGUGGGGGUUCAAGUUUUGCGUGCUUAUUGCUUAGAAACCCAGUAUGCUAUAUUUAUUUAUGUUUAAUAAGCUAGUGGCUAGUACAUAAAAGAUACUCCAAGAGACUAGACCAGAAUAUAAACACACUGUUCUAAAAAAAAUUGAAAGUCAACAAAGACAAUGUUCACUUACCUCCCACUACUGAAAAGAAUUUGAAAUAUUAUUAACAAUAUAAAAUUAAUAAACAAAAAAACAGUAAAAACAAAAAUUAAAAACUAAAUAAACAAUAAAUAGUUCGUGACAUGUCUGGGUUAACAACGAAUGCCCCGACCUCAGCAGAUGCAUGCCUCAGUAUAGUCCACAGUCUCAUGUGCCAUCGUCAGGGUGGUGAGAGUGAAAGUUUUGCUAAGAGGGCGAUUGAAUCGUUAGUAAAGAAAUUGAAAGAGAAACGGGAUGAAUUAGAUUCCUUGAUUACUGCUAUUACAACGAAUGGAUCACACCCGAGUAAAUGUGUAACAAUACAGAGGACACUUGAUGGCCGAUUACAAGUUGCAGGUCGAAAAGGAUUUCCUCACGUUAUAUACGCUCGCAUUUGGCGUUGGCCUGAUCUCCACAAGAAUGAACUGAAACACGUUAAAUAUUGCACAUUUGCAUUUGAUUUGAAGUGUGAUUCUGUUUGUGUUAAUCCUUAUCAUUAUGAGAGGGUUGUGUCACCUGGUAUAGAUCUCUCAGGCUUGACUAUUCAGUCAGGACCCUCUCGAUUGGUAAAAGAUGAAUACACUGCUGGAGGCCCAGUUGCUGGAAACAGCAUGGAUGUGGAUGGUGAACUAGGUGUUACACAGACCAUCCAACAUCAUCCCCCACAGCAGAACUUCAAUAUAACAACAUUACAGUCCCCUCAGGCUGGUGACCCAAGUUUAUAUAAUGCAAAUAAUAGAUCAGUUUUGGGACCAUCAACUGUCCCCAAAUUGGAAACAGGGCAAGAUGCCUGUCAAAGAAGUAAUUGGAUACCAUCUCGAAUGCAUCAUAUUACACCUGUCUCUGUCCCGGUGCACCAACACAACCUGCAGCCGCAGGUGCCGUCAGGUUCGUUACCCCAGCAACAACCAACUGGGAAUCCCGGUACACCCCUUCACAUUAAUUCCAAUGUAACUGAUAAUAUUGGUGGGAAUAGUUCUCCCGUUUCUCCCCUUCUACAGCAAAACGGUUUCUCAAGUCAGUCGGCGAAUAAGAAUAGCGGUCAGGGUACUCAACCUAUGGCUACAUUGACCUAUACACAAUCAAUGCAGCCCCCAGACACAAGACAUCACAAUACGUACUGGAAUCACAAUACAAACAAUCAAAUUAACGACGUCUGCUUGUUAUCAGCACAGCCAGCUCCGGAGUACUGGUGUUCAGUAGCCUACUUUGAGUUAGAUACUCAGGUAGGCGAGACAUUCAAGGUAUCUUCGAGUUGUCCGAAUGUUACCAUCGAUGGCUAUGUAGAUCCCAGCGGCGGCAAUAGGUUUUGCCUUGGCGCUCUAAGCAAUGUCCAUCGUACAGAUCAAAGCGAGAAGGCCAGACUCCACAUUGGCAAAGGCGUGCAAUUAGAUUUGAGAGGCGAAGGUGAUGUGUGGCUUAGAUGUAUAAGUGACCAUUCAGUCUUCGUGCAGAGUUACUACUUGGAUAGGGAAGCAGGUAGGGCACCUGGGGAUGCUGUCCACAAGAUAUACCCAGCUGCCUACAUAAAAGUAUUUGACCUUAGACAGUGCCAUGGUCAGAUGACUACCCAAGCAGCCACGGCACAAGCCGCUGCCGCUGCACAAGCUGCCGCAGUUGCAGGACACAUACCUGGACCACAUGCCGUGGGAGGUAUUGCACCUGCUAUAAGUUUAUCUGCUGCUACUGGCAUAGGUGUAGACGAUCUGCGACGACUCUGCAUUCUUCGUUUGAGUUUCGUCAAGGGUUGGGGUCCUGACUAUCCGCGUCAGUCUAUCAAGGAGACACCUUGCUGGAUUGAAGUUCAUUUGCACAGAGCUCUGCAAUUGCUCGAUGAGGUUCUACAUACCAUGCCCAUUGAUGGUCCGCGCGGCAUUGAAUAACUAUAAUACAUACACUUUGUUUUGAAUGCGUUCAGCAUAAGUAUGAGAGUUAUAUCGCCGGAAUCAUCUUGCAAUGUAACUUAUCGAGAAAAAACGCAAUUCAAUCUUGAGAGUAAGGCACACCUUUAGGCCAAUUUAUGUUGUUUCUAUUUUGAUUUAGUGCUCUGAUUAUUAUUUUUGUUCUUCUACUUAUUAAGGAAAUUAUAUUAGAUAAUAUUGAAACGUUCUGUCGAUGACCAUCGCGAACACAAUACACGGUAACAAUAUUUGUUUUAGUUCUAAUUUUAUUAUUUUUUUUUUUCGUAACUGUUAAGUUGUUAUGCUUUAUAUAAGUUUCUCUUGUUUUCUUCUCUUUAUUUAUGUACCAAUAGACAUGUAGCUACAAAAUACUAUAUUUUUAAAGAGAAGACUUUGUACUCGUUUUAUAAAAAAAAAUCAAGAAAUGAAGUAUAUUUGUAUAUGGUGCACAAUUUCCCUAGUGGAAAAAAACAACCGUAAAACUGUACAAAUUUGUAAGUGUUUCAUGUGUUUCAUUUAAAAUUUUAUUAUAUUUGUUAUUGUGAAGUUUUAAUAUGUAUUACAUCAUAAUUCAGGCAUCUACAUUAAGCCUACUCCUUCGACAUUUUGUACUGUUUACAUGAUGAAAAAUAUAUGUAUAUGAAUAUCCACUA